Molecule: messenger RNA, 408 nt
Organism: Coccidioides immitis RS
Lineage: Eukaryota; Fungi; Ascomycota; Eurotiomycetes; Onygenales; Onygenaceae
Exons: 1
Coding region: 1-408 (135 amino acids)
Source: RefSeq, a predicted model, not a curated record
AUGAGAAUCUCUGUCUUCGUUGCGGCUGGCUUCGCCGUUGCGACCGCGGCUCGACCUCUGGGUGAUGCUAUUACCUCCAUCAUAACCUUAUCUGGACUCCCUGGAACGGGUCAAAUCGAAGCUCCUUCCCAGCCAGGUGAACCCGCCAUACAGCAUGGAAAGUCUGAACCUGAAGCUAUCGGUAACCCAGGUCAGCAAGAAGCACCACCACCACCGCUGGUCGAGCUAUCUCCAGACCAGCCCGUUCUUCCAACAGGCGCCCUUGGUCCACAACAAACAGGCGCCAUUGCUACAGGAAUCAUUCCUAUGGGAACUGCCGCCAUCGCACCCAGCGCCACAGUUACCGGCCAGGCCGCCUCGGGGGACCCCUUGACAUUCCACUUUCCCGCUCUAAAGGCCGCCCACUAA